AAAAAAAAGGAAAAGAGUAAAGAUAAAAAAAGUUGUAUAGAAGCUGAGAGAGCUGUUUCCGUUAUCCGAUUGUCUGUUUUUUCUCCUGCUCUCUCUCUCUCUCUCUCUCCGUCGAUAUUUUUUCUUUAUUGGGGAUCAAAUUAGGGUUUUUGUUAGCCCUUGAAUAACCGAGUCGACUCAGCCAUGCAUUCUGAUUCAAUUGCUGCCAACGCUUCCAACAUCCCUACGGCUGCCUCUAACGCCAAAGAUUUCGCCAAGAAAAAGAGGGUUAAUCGGUCUGCCAAGUUGAAGCAGUGCAAGCUCGAUGCUCGUCGUGAGCAGUGGCUCUCUCAAGUCAAGAACAAGAGUGGGAAGGAGGAAUCAAAUGGUGGAACUAUUGUUCAGCCAAUGGCCACUGCAGGCAAUAGGAUGGGCAGAGCCAUAGAGAAGCUGGAAAUAAGGCCAAGGGUGGAGGAAGGGAAUGAUGGUGGAUCCGUACAUCAUUACAGCGAUUCUGAGUCACCCUCAAAUAGCCCAAUGAGCCACACUGGAAGUGUCCUGGGAGGCAAUGACUCCGGUACGAAUUUCACUGGGAGCAGUAGCAGCAGCAGUAGUAGCAGCAGUGGUGGAUGUUGUUCAGGAAGCAUGAGUGAAGAGGAUGAAGAUGGAGAGGAUGGAUGCUUGGAUGAUUGGGAGGCUGUGGCUGAUGCUUUGGCUGCUACAGAUGAGAAGCAGCAAUUGCAUAUUGGUACAGCUCCUGUGGAUAAGAAUAUUGCCCAUUUUGACUCUCAGUCAGAUGUAAAUCACCAGACAGUUUCUGGUAUUGAUAUUUCGAAAGAAAAGCCAGAGAAUGGGGUAUCAGUGCAGAGAGCUCCAGUGAAUUGCUGUGCAUGGAGGCCUGACGAUGCUUUUAGACCUCAGAGUUUGCCCAACUUGUCCAAGCAGUACAGUUUCCCAAUGAAUUCAGAUAGGCAUUAUGGCUGUGGUGGAUCUGUCUGGGGUUGCAAGAAUGCUGCAUCCAUACCAAAAUCUUGCCCUAUCUGCUAUGAGGAUCUGGACUUCACUGAUUCAAGUUUUCUUCCUUGUUCUUGUGGGUUCAGGCUUUGUCUUUUCUGCCACAAGAGGAUUCUUGAGGAGGAUGGGCGCUGUCCUGGCUGUCGUAAGCAGUAUAACUAUGAUCCUGUUGAGGGGGAGGCAACUCUGGAUGGAGGCAGCCUGACAUACCGAUUGGGUCGUUCUUGUAGCAUGAUAACGAGGUCUUAGGAAAAGUGUCUAUUUCCCUUUAAUGUAUGCUGCGUCUCCCUCCCUCAUGCAGUAUCACUCGGCUUUAUAAUUUUAGACUCUGAUUUUAGUAGCGUUAGUUGUUGGUAUAGGAGUGAUUUUCAAGCACAGGAGUAUUAAUAUGGUUUAAUGAUUUUGAUCCAUAUUUCUAUGAUGCUUGUGCUAAUGUAGAAGGCUCAUUAUGUGAAUAGAUAAUGUGGUAUAGAAACUGAACAUAUAAUAUUGGAUUGAAAACAGCUUAUGGAGUGAAUUUUCGUGUACUGGAUUAAUUUACUGUUACCAAUGAAAUAAAUUCAAAAUAUAUCCACGUAA
Messenger RNA from Coffea eugenioides, 1572 nucleotides. RefSeq lists its product as uncharacterized. The record is from RefSeq and is a predicted model, not a curated record. Gene Ontology annotation, cellular component: CCR4-NOT complex. Lineage: Eukaryota; Viridiplantae; Streptophyta; Magnoliopsida; Gentianales; Rubiaceae. Gene Ontology annotation, molecular function: ubiquitin-protein transferase activity. The coding region runs from base 184 to 1242 and encodes 352 amino acids. Gene Ontology annotation, biological process: protein ubiquitination. The transcript is spliced from 3 exons.